This is a messenger RNA of Huiozyma naganishii CBS 8797, 2484 nucleotides long. It is a transcript of the gene SWE1, whose product is annotated as tyrosine protein kinase SWE1. The record is from RefSeq and is a predicted model, not a curated record. Gene Ontology annotation, molecular function: ATP binding; protein kinase activity. Bases 1 to 2484 code for a protein of 827 amino acids. Lineage: Eukaryota; Fungi; Ascomycota; Saccharomycetes; Saccharomycetales; Saccharomycetaceae. The transcript has a single exon. Gene Ontology annotation, biological process: protein phosphorylation.
AUGAAUUCCAAUGACGCGUUCGACGGUCGGAAUAGGUUCCCCGAAACAAACACAGAUGAUGACAGGAAUAUACAUAUGACCGACUCAUUUCUAUCGAGUAGCGAAAUUUCAGGUAGUGACAACGAAGACGAACAAAACAAUUCUCCAAUAGAACGACAUAGUUUAGUCGGCCGCGGACUUUCACCUUCAACUAAUAACAAUCUCACUUUUUUUCCUUACUCAAACCGAAAGCUAACGCGAAGUGCAAGAACUUUGAAUCUAUCUUUAAAUUCGACAAAACAACCCAUGAAUGAGGAUUGUGCUACAAAUCCCAAUCUAAUACACAUACAUGAAGAAAAUGACAAUGUUGGCCUGUACAUAAAUCGCUGGUCCCCCUUUGAAGACAAUAAUCCCACUACGCCGACAUUGAAACGUACUGCAUCCAAAUCCGAGUUAUCACCAUUUGUAAAGGACCCGGCCACGCUGAGGAAAUGGAAAUACAAAUCGUCAUCUAGUCUGAAAAAGGAAUGGCCUAAUUCCAACCAGGAAAAUGAUGUGGUUGAUUCAUUCAAUGCGCCAGUAACCGCCUCUUCAAUACCGAAUCCGAACACAAUACACACCAAGGCUCUACGAUCCAAAAUCUUGCAGAAACAAACCUCUGCACUAUACCCCAAAAAAUUAACGAUACCAAAUACCCCAGUUAAGAAGUACCCUCUAAUGGAAAAACAAGUCAAUACACACCGCCCGUUUCUAAUGGAGAGACCAAUGCUUUCCCCUGCGUUUCGUAACGGUGAAGAUUUUACCAGUGACUCCAGUUUUGCGGAACCCAAUAACUCUCAAUCACCUUUCAACAUAACGGUACCAAAGUUGCCGCUUUCAGAAACUGUAAUAAACACCUCUCCACUGAGUCCAUCGUUCCACCGAAAUAAUGAUAAAUUAAUAGCCUCAAACGAAUAUGAUGCUCACUCUCCACAACAUGGACUGAACAUUUUUAAAAAAAUCAAAAAAUCAAGAGACUCUGCUGUUCUUAAGAACAUUGAACUGUCCAACAGUCUCCAGCAGUUCACUGACGACUUAUAUGGUACAGAUAAUGACAACAAUGCACACAAUAACAAUGGUUCAACUACCAAGCUGGCUAAUGAUACUGAUGAUAAACGAAACUUUGAUGAUGACCGAAUAUCAUACAUCAUGAAAUUCCCUCCACCCUUAAAACUUUCCACAAAAAGGGCAUCAUUAUCCCCGAUCAGGACAUUAGAUAGUGAUUCAGACCAAUGUCUAUCGACUCCAACAAGGAUGAAAAACAUCAUGGGAACGAAACCAAGGCUGUCAUAUGAAGAAGGAAAUACUGAUGGUCAAAAAACUCAUUUACCCUCUAGUAAAACCAAUCGGAACAUCAACGCCAAGGUUAAUUACACACAGCCCCCCUUGAACCCCGAUACUCAUUUGUUCGAAAAGUUUAGUAACGUUCAUGUCAUUGGGGAAGGAGAGUUCUCUAGAGUAUAUCAGGCAACAUUCCCAGAGACCAGCAAAAAAUAUGCCAUAAAGUCGCUUACACCAAACCGUAAGAACCCCUUGAGCCGUAUUCUUCAAGAAAUAAAACUAUUAGCCGAGAUUCAAGAUACGUCUCUGGACCAGGAAGGCAAGGAGUAUGUUAUCGAGUUUAUAAGUUCAUGGAAACACAUGGAUACUUUCUACCUAAUGUGCGAGUAUUACGAGAACGGAAACCUUGACAAAUUUCUACAAGAUCAAGUUGUUGCGAAGAAUACAAGACUGGAUGAUUGGAGAAUAUGGAAAAUCAUGGUAGAACUUUGCUUAGCAUUGCGGUUUAUUCACGACUCUUGUCAAAUCGUUCAUCUUGAUCUAAAACCUGCAAACAUAAUGUUAACGUUUGAGGGGAAUUUGAAGCUUGGUGAUUUUGGUAUGGCGACACACUUACCACUGGAAGAUUUAAGUUUUGAGAAUGAAGGUGACAGGGAGUACAUAGCACCCGAAAUCAUUUCAGACAGUAUUUAUGAUUUCAGGGCUGAUAUUUUCUCUCUAGGACUCAUCAUGGUUGAGAUUGCGGCAAAUGUUGUACUCCCGGACAAUGGUAAUGCGUGGCAUAAACUACGAUCUGGAGAUUUGUCUGAUGCGGGUGGACUGAGCUCGAAUGACAUCCAUUCCGAAUCAUUUUUCUCAGAGAGUACAAAAGUCGACACAAACUUUGAAUUCAACGUGCAUUCAGCAAUGGGGGACAGCAGGAACUUAAGCUCACCAAAUAAUAGCCGAGCAGCCACAUCUAGUUCUGAAAAUAGAAACAUACCUGCGUGGGUACCUAAGUUUUUGAUUGACGGCAAAUCAUUAGAAAAAAUAGUGAAACACAUGAUCGAUCCUAAUUAUAACCGUAGACCUACCGCUAGUCAGAUCCUAAACACCGAGGAAUGUCGGUACGUGGAGCGAACGAGGAACGCUGGCGCAAUUAUCCAGGAGGACGAUUUUGGGCCAAAACCAAAGUAUUUUGAAUAA